Messenger RNA from Leishmania mexicana MHOM/GT/2001/U1103, 2190 nucleotides. RefSeq lists its product as uncharacterized. The coding region runs from base 1 to 2190 and encodes 729 amino acids. Lineage: Eukaryota; Euglenozoa; Kinetoplastea; Trypanosomatida; Trypanosomatidae. The record is from RefSeq and is a predicted model, not a curated record. The transcript has a single exon.
AUGAUGUCAUCACGUAGCGGCAGCGGCACGGCGACGGCUGUGUAUGAGGCGCUGCCAUCGACACCGGUGCGCCGUCAACUCGGCACGUCCACCGAUGACGCUGCCAUCUUUCUCGAGGACACGGUUGAUCGAGUGACGGCGCAGUGCAUUGACGCCUCGCCAUCGGCUAUGGCUCUGCUGUCGCCUCAGCAUAUGCCGACCAGCAGCGCCGCCCACGUCGACGUCACGGAGUACGACGUGAGCUACCUCGGCUCUCUUUCGGCGUCCCACCGGAAGAGCGCUGGUGGGGGCAGCAGCAGCAGCAAGGGUCGCCCGAGCCACCAUCACCAUCGUGCCCUGCACAAUGUCGCGAACACGUCUGUCACGAGGAUAAACUUCAGCUCAGCGUCCGCUAGCAAAUCGCCUAACCCAAAGGCAGCAGGGAGGAGCAUGUCGCACGGCCCGCUCCCGAACAGUGUCUCGCACAGCACCUCGCUCGCUCGCAGCACACCGCGGCGCAGCACCCACGACCUCAGCCCGGCGGCUGCUGAGCCGAUGGUGCCGCUCGCCGAGUACGAGGCGCUGCAGCGGGAGCGCAACCGGUACGAAAAGAUGUACGAACACCAGCGCGCCCUCUACGAGGAUAUGGCUGAGAAGCACGCGGACGCGUACCAGGCGCUGCAGGACAAGAUUAUCGAGGUUGUCGCUCUGUCCACGCGCAACGAGGAAAGCAAGCGCUUCAUUCGGCAGCUGAAGCGGGAGAUGUCCGAGAGUCGCACCCGUGUGAUGGACAUGCAGAACAGGGCUCUGGAGGAGGCCAAGUUGGAGCGUUCCGCCAAGAUGCGGUACGAGGCGCUCAUUAAAGAGCACGAGCGCAAGCACGAACGGCUGGUGGAGCGGCACGAGAGGAAGCUGGCAGGGAUGGAGAGCCUCGUGAGGGACUUGACAUGCCUGCGUGGGGAGCAGGACAGCAUCCACGUCUCGCAGCUCGACUCCCUGCUGAAGGCUGCCUACUCGAAAAGCACGGCCCUCUUCAGCGACCUGCUUCGCCAAGGCAAGCAGAUCGAUCUUCUCUACGAAGCCAAAGGCGCGCUCGAGGCGCAGGUGGAGCAGCAGCGCAAGGAGAAGCGGGAGAUAGAGGCGACAUUGCGCGAGGAGCGGCGCCACAUGGCCAGCGAGAUGGAGCGGAUGAUUGAGCAGAUCGAGGAGCAGCAGCAGUCGAUCCUGAACCUGCGUCAGAUGUUGAUCCGUACCAUGGACAACCGCGACAACGUCUUUGCCUACAGUCGGGGUCCGCGCCAUGCACAAGGUGUGGAAGGCGACGAGGAUGGCAGCGGCAGCGGAAGCACCAGCAGCAGCCUUACGUGCUCGCCGCGGACAUCACCGAUUCGCGACGAGAGGGUGACCGAAGAGGUUGAGGAGGUCGAGGAGGAUGAAAACGAGAACACGGUAAUAGACGGCGCGUAUGCGGCGCCUGCGCGAGGGGAGGCAAAGAGGUCAGGCGCCGAUGUGGAGUGCAGCCCGGUACGCGUGCGCGGGGCCACGGCGGCGGCCGGGUCCAUCAUCUCCGCCUCCAGCGGGUACGUGGCUCCGCUCACGAGCAACAGCGUUGUUGCACCUCGGCGCAUGACGACUGCCGGGAGCCAAUCCUCGGCUCCUCUGUCGAAGGCGAGACCCGCAGCGGUGGUGCCAUCACUGCCGUUGACAUCACGUGGUGCCUCCUCGUCGCUUUGCCAGGGGCCUUACCGGAAUCAGCGCAGCAGCAGCGACGCUGAUCGACGCACCGCGGGGACGGCAGCGGACGAUGACCAGCGUCUUUGCAAGCGAAGUUCCGGUGACAAGGGUAGCGCCGCGAGUUCCGAGAUGGCGGAAGCCUCGCCGAGCGCCGCCGCCGCAGCAGCAGCCUCCGCGGUGGUGUCUCGACGGCGACUCGACUUCUCUACCGCGCUGGCAGCCGUUGCAGAAAAGCGCCGUCGCGACCGGGCUAUCCGCGAGGAAAUUGACCUCAAGCAUGGGACGGACAAGGAGAAUAGCAAGCCGCCUGUGCCACAUCGCCUCGUUGUCCGCUCCUGCACGGUGGGAAGCAUCACGACGGCGCGCAAAGGCGUGUUAGUGGAGCGCGACGGCGCCAACAAUGGAGCGCAACGGUGCGAUGAUGAUGAGGCGGAGCCGCGGCUGUUUCCACGCAAUGUUCUGACGCCUCGCGAGUGA